This is a messenger RNA of Exophiala spinifera, 663 nucleotides long. RefSeq lists its product as uncharacterized. The coding region runs from base 1 to 663 and encodes 220 amino acids. The record is from RefSeq and is a predicted model, not a curated record. The transcript is spliced from 2 exons. NCBI's taxonomy places the organism in Eukaryota, Fungi, Ascomycota, Eurotiomycetes, Chaetothyriales, Herpotrichiellaceae.
AUGCUCCAACGUUCACUUAGGACGCCGGCCCUCCGCGGCGCCCUCGCCGCAUUCUCUCCUCGCGCCACCUCCACCACCCUCCUACCCAGGAUUUCCGCGUCGCUCAGCCAGACCCGACUACUUUCUCAGGAAGUUCGCACCGCGAUCGACAAGGCCGUCGCGUCGGCGCCCGUCGUCCUUUUCAUGAAGGGAACCCCAGAGACACCCCAGUGCGGAUUCUCGAGAACGUCGAUUCAAAUACUAGGAUUGCAGGGCGUAGAUCCCCGAAAGUUCACGGCAUUCAACGUGCUUGAGGAUGAAGAGCUACGGAGUGGUAUGUUCACGAGCGCCCCCAUCCCUCGCACGACGAGAGACGCCGAGGAAAGAUUGAAGUCCAGGGGCAAUUCGCUGAUCAAUGGGACCCUAGGUAUCAAGGAGUACUCCGACUGGCCGACGAUUCCACAGUUGUACGUCGACAAAGAGUUCGUCGGCGGCUGUGACAUCCUCAUCAACAUGCACAAGGACGGCAGCUUGGCCGACCUACUGGCUGAGAAGAAGGUCAUCAUCGAGGACGACGCGAACCCCGAGACAGACUCCGAAGGUCAACAGGCACAGGCAGCGCGAGAGACCACAGAGCAAAGUACUGGGGCUCGGUCGAAAGAUGCAAAGGGCGAGUCUUCAUGA